UAGCAACCGCCCGAACCCCAUAACUGAAAAUUUACUUCAAGGAUAUCACUUGUCCUGCAAAUUAUUGAGUAAUGUCUGAGCGUACUGUCCUUGUCACCGGCGCUACCGGCCUCCUCGGUCGUGAGGUCGCUACAGCGUUCGGCCUCAAGAACUGGAAUGUCAAAGGAACGGGCUAUUCUCGCGCAGAUGGAAUCAAUACUUUCAAGGUCAAUUUAAGCAAUGAGACGGAAGUGGGAGAGUUUCUGGAUGAGACCAAGUUUGCAGUCCUUUCCCUCUAUGGAUGCUGUGCCAGUAGACUGACGUUACUACCUACCUUCAGACCACAGGUUAUUGUUCACUGCGCUGCUCAACGGUUUCCAGACAAGGUCGAUAAAGACCCUGAAGGCGCCCGUGAACUCAACGUCGCUGCGAGCAAGGCACUCGCUAAGCUGGCCGCGGAUAGAGACAUCUUUGUCAUAUAUAUAUCAACCGACUACGUAUUCCCCGGCACGCCCGGGGAUGCUCCAUAUGAAGCCGAUGCCAAGCCUCAACCUACCAAUCUUUAUGGCCAAACGAAGCUGGAUGGUGAGCGUGCCGUCUUAGACACGCUGAAGCAGGCUGGAAAGGAGGGCCUAGGUGUCGUCCUUCGAGUUCCUGUCCUCUAUGGGAACGCUGAGACGCCAGCCGAGAGUGCGGUCAAUGUUCUUAUGGAUGCACUAUGGAAGGCACAGACACAGGGAGCUGAAAUUAGCAUGGACCACUGGGCAAUUCGCUAUCCUACGAACACAGAAGACAUCGGUAGGGUCUGCCACGAUAUUUCCGUCAAGUACCUCGAUACUCCAAGUAAGGAACGAUCUUGUCUUCCUCAAGUUCUCCAGUUUUCCUCCGAGGAUCGAAUGACGAAGUAUGAGAUAGUGACACUAUUUGGUGAGAUAAUGGGCCUGUCAACGGAAGGGAUUAAGCCCAACACGGAAGGGAAUGACCCAAAUGCCAGUGUACAGCGACCUUACGACUGCCACCUGAGCACAAAGGGGUUGAAAGAUCUGGGAAUUGAUGUUUCAACCUGCGACUUCAAAGGCUGGUGGAGACGUGAGGUUCGCGCAUUUCGCAAGUAAUAGAGAGCAGGCCUUUCCGUCUGCCAGCAGGGAUCGCUGCAUUCCGGUGUGGGAUAUGUGUUUUUUAGAGGAAAAGUUUCAGAUGAGACGAAGGGUUCCCUUGAGUCGUGCUUGGUGGAAAAAGGGAGGAUGUCUUGGACGCAGAACAUGACUGAAGGCCCGACGUAUGAAGAAACCAGACCACGAAACUCUCACUUCUUUAUUUCAUUCGUUGAACUGAAGGAUGAUUAAAGACAACUACAGAAAAGUCAC
Molecule: messenger RNA, 1346 nt
Organism: Fusarium oxysporum Fo47
Lineage: Eukaryota; Fungi; Ascomycota; Sordariomycetes; Hypocreales; Nectriaceae
Product: dTDP-4-dehydrorhamnose reductase family protein
Exons: 3
Coding region: 72-1094 (340 amino acids)
Biological process (GO): S-adenosylmethionine biosynthetic process
Cellular component (GO): methionine adenosyltransferase complex
Molecular function (GO): DNA ligase activity; methionine adenosyltransferase regulator activity
Source: RefSeq, a predicted model, not a curated record